AUGGCGGACUCUCUUACCGAAGAGCAGGUCUCUGAGUUUAAGGAGGCCUUCUCCCUUUUCGACAAGGAUGGUGAUGGACAAAUCACAACCAAGGAGCUGGGCACCGUUAUGCGCUCUCUCGGCCAGAACCCUUCCGAGUCCGAGCUGCAGGACAUGAUUAACGAGGUGGACGCCGACAACAAUGGCACCAUUGACUUCCCCGAGUUCCUCACAAUGAUGGCGAGGAAGAUGAAGGACACCGACUCGGAGGAGGAGAUCCGUGAGGCGUUCAAGGUCUUCGACCGCGACAACAACGGCUUCAUCUCAGCGGCCGAGCUGCGCCACGUUAUGACCUCGAUCGGUGAGAAGCUCACUGAUGACGAGGUCGACGAGAUGAUCCGCGAAGCCGAUCAGGAUGGCGACGGACGUAUUGACUACAACGAGUUCGUGCAGCUCAUGAUGCAGAAGUAA
Molecule: messenger RNA, 450 nt
Organism: Chaetomium globosum CBS 148.51
Lineage: Eukaryota; Fungi; Ascomycota; Sordariomycetes; Sordariales; Chaetomiaceae
Product: calmodulin
Exons: 7
Coding region: 1-450 (149 amino acids)
Biological process (GO): spindle pole body organization
Cellular component (GO): central plaque of spindle pole body
Molecular function (GO): calcium ion binding; enzyme regulator activity
Source: RefSeq, a predicted model, not a curated record